Molecule: messenger RNA, 312 nt
Organism: Acytostelium subglobosum LB1
Lineage: Eukaryota; Evosea; Eumycetozoa; Acytosteliales; Acytosteliaceae
Exons: 2
Molecular function (GO): peptidyl-prolyl cis-trans isomerase activity
Source: RefSeq, a predicted model, not a curated record
GGUCUUGAAAUAGAUGUUAAGAAACCAGGUAAUGGAGUAUAUCCAAAGAAAGGAGACGUAGUCGUUGUUCACUAUGUUGGCAAGUUGACCAAUGGUACAGUGUUUGAUCGAUCACCAAAGUCCUAUCCCUUCAAGUUCAGAUUGGGUCUUGGAGAAGUCAUCCAAGGAUGGGAUGACGGUAUUGCUCAGAUGAGCAUUGGUGAGGUUGCCGUGCUCACAAUGACAGGAGAUCUGGCCUAUGGUGAAGAGGGCAGUGAGCCAGAUAUCCCUCCAAAUGCUACUUUGGUCUUUGAAGUGGAGUUGCUUGCCUCC